This is a messenger RNA of Kockovaella imperatae, 687 nucleotides long. RefSeq lists its product as hypothetical. Bases 1 to 687 code for a protein of 228 amino acids. The record is from RefSeq and is a predicted model, not a curated record. NCBI's taxonomy places the organism in Eukaryota, Fungi, Basidiomycota, Tremellomycetes, Tremellales, Cuniculitremaceae. The transcript is spliced from 2 exons.
AUGUCCCCCUUCACUGCGCCUACACCUCCUACUCCCAUCACACCUCUUCUCGCCAAGGCUGACAUCGGCAAGGCGCCUCUGACACUGUCGUUCUCAGAUGAGAGUGGUGACACGAUCGGACGGAAACAGGCCAAUCCUGCUCAUCCCAUCCAAUUUGCCAAGUACCAGACCGAUGUCAAGACCGAAGCCUUUAUUGGGCCUCUACCCCAUUCGCUCGCGGCCACAAUCAACCUUUUGAAAGAUGAAUGCCCCUCGCUCUCACUAAUCGAUCCUAAGGACAUCACUGUCAGCCUGCAUGUCGCUGUCGAUGCCGCCCGGGAAUCCGGCACAUUUCGAAUCAUGUCAGAGGCCUGGCCCGCGGCACUCACCGAACCGCUGCCGAUGAUUAAGGUUGACAGCAAGAAUGGUGCCGGACAACCUCCGUCAACCCCUUCAUCCGCAUUGCCUCUUGGCUCUGCAUCCGAGAAGGGGACAAUUGUGGACAAGCCAAAGCUCUCUGUCGAAGAAAACCAUAGUCCCCUCACUCCAAUUGAGGAAAAGGUUGAAGCUGACGAUCAUAUUGCUGCUCGGUCCAUCAACCUCGCUUACUCUGCGCCCAUAUCCUGGAAUAGGAUCCACGAGCCAGAAGCAGGAGCCAAGACUUGGGAUGACCUUGUAAAGGAAGGAGCCUUGCUUGGGAUCCAUUGA